This is a messenger RNA of Schizosaccharomyces osmophilus, 522 nucleotides long. RefSeq names its product acireductone dioxygenase family Adi1 (gene adi1). Lineage: Eukaryota; Fungi; Ascomycota; Schizosaccharomycetes; Schizosaccharomycetales; Schizosaccharomycetaceae. The transcript has a single exon. The coding region runs from base 1 to 522 and encodes 173 amino acids. The record is from RefSeq and is a predicted model, not a curated record. Gene Ontology annotation, molecular function: acireductone dioxygenase [iron(II)-requiring] activity.
AUGAGAGCUUACCUGUUUCAAGACGAAGGUGACCAAAGAAAGCCCAAUGAUUCUGGUAUACCUAUCACUGAAGCACAACUGAAUGCCGCAAAGGUGAUUAGCUCACAUUCUGACGGUGAUUUGUAUGCAUUUGCUGAUGAACUGAUGAAACAAUAUGGUUUCAAAAGUCGCGAUGAAGUAAGUGUCAGCCGUAUUAAGUUGGGUGAGCGUUACGACUCCAUGGUCAAAAAGUUUUUUGAAGAGCACUUACACGAAGAUGAAGAAAUUCGUCUUAUUAUGGAUGGAAGGGGCUAUUUCGAUUUGCGCUCAGUUGAUGACAAGUGGGUACGUCUUCUCGUGGAAAAAGGUGACCUAAUUAUCUUACCAGCUGGAAUUUACCAUCGGUUUACCACCGCCAGUGACGAUUACAUUCACGCUAUGCGUCUCUUCAGAGAAAAUCCCAGGUGGAUUGCUCUUCCUCGUUCUCACGAAACUGAUAACGUCGAUGCUCGUCAAGAUUAUAAACAUUUAAUUACAUCCUAA